This is a messenger RNA of Dioszegia hungarica, 2832 nucleotides long. RefSeq names its product PRP1 splicing factor, N-terminal-domain-containing protein. Gene Ontology annotation, cellular component: catalytic step 2 spliceosome; U4/U6 x U5 tri-snRNP complex. NCBI's taxonomy places the organism in Eukaryota, Fungi, Basidiomycota, Tremellomycetes, Tremellales, Bulleribasidiaceae. The transcript has 10 exons. Gene Ontology annotation, molecular function: protein binding. The coding region runs from base 1 to 2832 and encodes 943 amino acids. Gene Ontology annotation, biological process: spliceosomal tri-snRNP complex assembly; mRNA splicing, via spliceosome. The record is from RefSeq and is a predicted model, not a curated record.
AUGUCGCAACUCGGUACCGUCAAGUUUGUGCCUCUGGAGACGAGGUACAACUUCUUGAAGAUGCAGGCUCCGGCUUCAUAUGUGGCUGGUCUCGGUCGAGGAGCUUCAGGUUUCACGACACGAUCCGAUAUCGGUCCCGCCCGAGCCGGACCUAGCGCCGAAGCCGUCGCGGCCGCGCAGGCCAAACGAGGGGAAGAGAUCCCUGACCCAGACGCCUUCCAAGAUCCAGAGAACGAGCGGAACCUCUUCGCUGGGACAGUCUACGAGGCGGACGAUGAGGAGGCGGACCGGAUCUGGGACUCGGUCGACUCCCGGAUCGACGGUCGCCGGAGGGCGAAGCGGGAAGCCAUGGAGGCUGAGCAGGCCGAGAAGGAGCGGGCCAACAAUCCCAAGAUUCAGACGCAGUUUGCGGAUCUGAAGAGAGGGCUAGAGGAGUUGAAGGAUUCGGACUGGAACUCUAUUCCAGAGGCGGGGAAUAUGACGGGCAAGAGGAGGAAGCGGAAUAUGCGGCUGGAGGAGAAUCAGAAUGGAAGGAGUUAUGCGGUUUCGGAUACGGUGUUGGCGGAUGCGGCGGGGAGGAAUGUUCUGCUCAGUGAGCUGGAUGCGGCGCAGCAAGAGAAUGGCGGAUUCGAAACACCCGCAGGCGACGGAACCAUGACCGACUUUGUCUCUAUCGGUAACGCCCGAGACAAGGUCCUUUCGCUCCGUCUCGACCAGGCGUCCAAGGAUCAGGCGAACGGAUCGUCGACAUCCGUCGACCCCCGAGGCUACAUGACGGCGCUCAAUAGCCAGGUCCUGCAGACCGACGCUCAGAUCGGCGAUAUCAAGCAGGCCCGACAACUCCUUCAGAAUCUUAUCCAGAGUAAUCCGAAGCACGCGCCAGGAUGGAUCGCUGCCGCUUCUCUUGAAGUGCACGCCAAGAAGAUGGUCGCUGCCCGAAAGAUCAUCGCGGAGGGGUGCGAAAAAUGUCCCAAAAACGAAGACAUCUGGUUCCAUGCCGCCGAGCUCAACACGCCCGAGAACGCCAAGAUCAUCCUCGGGAAGGCGGUCCAGCAGGUCCCGCAGUCGGUCAAGAUCUGGAUGAAGGCGGCGUCGCUGGAGACGGAUGCGAAUGCCAAGCGGAGGGUCUUGCGAAAAGCUCUGGAGUUCAUCCCCAACUCGGUCCGACUAUGGAAAGAAACCGUCAAUCUCGAGGAUGAUCCAGAAGACGCUCGUAUCCUCCUCACCCGCGCUGUCGAGGUCAUUCCCACUUCCGUCGAGCUAUGGCUCACCCUCGCCCGACUCGAGACACCCGAAAACGCCAAAAAGGUGCUCAACUCUGCCCGCAACAAAAUCCCCACAUCACACGAGAUCUGGAUCGCCGCCGGCCGGCUCGCCGAGCAGCCCUCGCAGGCUGAAAUGGAGGUCAAGGCGGAGGAUGAUGCGGAGCGGGCUGAGCGUACCGCCAAGCUCGCAAAGCAGGUCGAUAAGCUCAUGGUGGGCGCUGUCGGCAGUCUGAAGCGGAACCAGGUGAUUCUGUCGCGGGAGCAGUGGUUGCAAGAGGCGGAAACGUGUGAGGCGGAUGGGUCACCCCUGACUGCCCAGGCGAUCGUCAAGGCGACGAUCCACCAGGACGUCGAGGAGGAGGAUAGGCGGACGACGUGGUUGGAGGAUGCGGAGCGGGCGGAGAAGGGCGGAUUCAACGAGGUGGCCAGGGCGUGCUUUGUCGUGGUGCUCGAGACGUUCCCGACGAAUCAGGGGGUAUGGCGCAAGGCGGCCGAAUUUGAGAAACAGCACGGGACGCCACAAGCGGUCCAAGAGGUUCUCGCGCGCGGUGUCGAGCACUGCCCCCAUGCCGAGGUACUCUGGCUCAUGGCGGCCAAGGAGAAAUGGGUCGGCGGGGAUAUUCCCGGUGCUCAAGCAAUCCUCUCCGAAGCGUUCAAGCAGAAUGAGGAUAGCGAGUCGAUCUUCCUCGCCGCGGCCAAGUUGGCGUCCGAGACGGGUGAGAUGGAGGCUGCCAAGCAGAUCUUGGAGAAGGCGCGAGCGCAGGCGAAUACCGAUCGAAUCUGGAUGAAGUCAGCCGUCCUGGAACGCCAACUGGGCAACCUCGACGCUUCCCUCUCUAUCCUCGACCAGGCAAUAACCAAGUUCCCCACGUUCGACAAACUCCACAUGAUCCGCGGUCAGAUCUUUACGGCGCAGAACCUCAUCCCGCAGGCCCGCACGGCAUAUGCGCAGGGGUGCAAGGCGUGUCCCCGGUCCAUCCCGCUCUGGAUCCUCGCGGCGAGGCUGGAGGAGACGGCGGGGGUGACCAUCAAGGCACGGGCUCUGCUCGAAAAGGCGAGGCUGUACAAUGCCAAGAAUGACGAGCUUUGGGCGGAGAGUAUAGGGAUGGAAGAAAGGACGGGGGGAGCUCAGCAGGCCAAGAGUCUGCUCGCACGAGCAAUGCAGGAAUGUCCCACCUCACCCCUCCUCUGGUCCCUCGCCAUCUUCAUGGAAGCCCCCCAACAGCGCAAAGGCCGAUCCGUCGACGCCCUCAAAAAGGCCGGCGAGCACCCGGCCGUCAUCCUCGGCGUCGCUAGGCUGUUUUGGGCAGAACGUAAAAUUGAAAAGACGAGGCAAUGGAUGGCGAAUGCGGUCAAGGCGGAUGCGGACUGGGGGGACGCGUGGGGAUGGUGGUUGAAGUUUGAGAGGCAGCAUGGGGAGGCGGAACGACAAGAGUCGGUCAUUGCCCAGUGUGAAAAGGCGGAUCCGCACCAUGGUCCGGUGUGGCAGGCUACGUUGAAGGAUCUGGCGAAUCAGGGAAAGCCGACGAGGGAUAUUUUGGAGCUGGUAGCGGCCAAGCUGUCGUAA